AUGACCACCCUCAACCUCGGCGGCAACUACAUCCGCGCCGAGGGCGCCGCCGCAAUCUCCGAGGCGCUGCGCGGCAACGGGGUGCUGAAAGAGCUCAACCUCUGCGCCAACAGCAUCGGCCCCACCGGCGCCACCGCCCUCGCCGACGCCCUGAAAGUCAACGGGGUGCUGACCAAAAUCGUGCUCUGGGGCAAUAACUUGGGCGACGAGGGGAAGGGAGUUAUUCGGGAUGCGGAAGCCGCCACCGACGAGCGCGUUGGACUUUCGUAUUCACUCCGGACAAAAAACGCGGCGCAGCGGACGGUGCGGGGCGUGCAGCCGUCUUAG
Molecule: messenger RNA, 327 nt
Organism: Emiliania huxleyi CCMP1516
Lineage: Eukaryota; Haptophyta; Isochrysidales; Noelaerhabdaceae
Exons: 2
Coding region: 1-327 (108 amino acids)
Biological process (GO): nucleocytoplasmic transport; activation of GTPase activity
Cellular component (GO): cytosol; nucleus; perinuclear region of cytoplasm
Molecular function (GO): small GTPase binding; GTPase activator activity
Source: RefSeq, a predicted model, not a curated record